Molecule: messenger RNA, 1475 nt
Organism: Humulus lupulus (European hop)
Lineage: Eukaryota; Viridiplantae; Streptophyta; Magnoliopsida; Rosales; Cannabaceae
Exons: 5
Coding region: 54-1475 (473 amino acids)
Source: RefSeq, a predicted model, not a curated record
AGACGAAGGAAAACUCAAACCCCGAAGAAAAACCGACACCCCAUUACGCAAAAAUGUCUAGGAACUUAAGACCUCCACAACUGAUAGUUCCAGUAGAGGAACAUUUUACGGGACGUAUCACUUGGCGUGACAGUUGGUACUUUCCAAAGAUUAAAGCAAAAUUUAUACAGUGUGGUUUAUUGGAUAGGGUGAAGGAAUCCCCUUUCAAACAGUUCUUCAUGGCGGAGCCAUUAAAUUUUUCUGGUGCCUUAGUCCAUCAGCUGUUGUUGCACAAAUUCAGAGGGGAGAAGAUUGACGAAGUCCAGUUUUAUAUUGGGAAAAAACGAUGUAGAUUUAGCCAAUUGGAGUUCGCUUUAGUUACUGGUUUAAAUUUCGAGGCCGGACCGUCUGAAGCUGAGAUUAAAGCGAAGACCACUUCAGAUCGGUUGAUUCUUGAGUACUUCAAUGGUCAUUCCCCAGUGAGCAUAGGGCAACUGCGCAGAACUUUUGAGAGUUGUCAAAUAGUUGAUGAUGUGUACAAGAUGGGUUUGUGUUUAUUAGUAGAGGGUGUUUUGAAAGGUCGUGAGGAGAAGUUGAUGGUUUGGACUGACAUGCCGAAGAUGGUAGAUGACGUUGACUUCUUUUUCCAGUACCCGUGGGGAAAGAUAUCAUACCAGAAGUUGUUACAAACUUGUCAAAAAGACUUUGUAGAAAUGAAGAAGCAUUUACAGAAAAAGAUUGAGAAAGAAAAGACUCAGAAGGAGGCCAAGUACUCUAUUUAUGGGUAUUCUACAGCAUUACAGUAUUGGGCUUUUGAGUCCAUCAUUGAGUUGGGUCAGGAUUAUGCUGCAAGAUUGGGCCAAGGCAUUCCAAGAAUGAUCAAGUGGCAGAGCAAGAAGAGAGUAGAGAUACACAAAGAGCAACUUAUUAAGUUACCUGAUGAUGUAGAUGAUCACAUUUUUCGCACACCAGAGGAUAUGCAAAUUACUGUAAUCGGAGAUACUGAAGAUUCUGAGUGGGACGCUAGUGGGUAUGAUGGUGUAUACUACCGUAGUUUUUGCCAUAAAGUUACGAUGAUGGCUUGGUGGGACGCUUUUCCAGGUUCUGACUACUCUAGCUUUAGUUGGGAUGACAGUAUAUUGGACCUGGUUAGGGGUGAUGCAGUCCAGUUCUUACCGAGUUGGCAGAACAAGGAGUUCAUUUAUUUUGCCCUCUUCUUGAAAGACCAAUUGCAUUGGGUAGCUGUAGAGGCAGACUUGAAUGGGUGGAUGCUCAACAUCUUUCAUUCCAGUAUUGGAUCAAUUUCCGAAAACGAUUUGAUCAGCUUGAUGGUUGACUGGUGUACCAUUUUCCCGUCGGUCUUGCGACAGUCCGGUUUAUUUGAGAACCAUGACGUUAUACUCGCGCCUCAGUUGACAGCAUCAGAGAGCCAGGUCAGACCCUUCGAUUGGAAACUCACUCCACGUGAAUUCGAACCGCAAACAAAAUCCAGGUGA